Linum tenue is the source of this 1350-nucleotide messenger RNA. The record is from the annotation of a GenBank genome assembly. Lineage: Eukaryota; Viridiplantae; Streptophyta; Magnoliopsida; Malpighiales; Linaceae.
AUGACCGAUCAGCCGCAGCGGCUGAGCAUCGACAAACUCCGGCGAACGACCCAUCUAAUCAGACAGGCCACCGCCUCCUUCUCUUCGAAUCUCCUCACAUUUCUCUUCCUCUCUCUCCUACUCUUUUCCUUCCGAGCCCUCGUCGAGAAUGGCACCCACCUUCUCACCUCCUUCAUCGACCGUGACCCGUCCCUCAAAACCCUCCUAUCCCGCCUUGACCUUGGCGGCCACCACCAGAACCCCAAUACCAUCCACGACCACAAUCCUCGCUUCCACCGCCGCCACUUCCUCCACCUCACCCGUGUUGGGACCCUAGAUGACGACUUCUUCUCCGGGGACGACGACUCCGAUCGCUCGCUCUUCGGUCCGAAUCGCAAGAUUCCCCCAAAUGCAAGCUCCGUAAUUCUCAACAACUUCCACUCAGGGUUCGGGUUCUCCCACUUCAUCGUCGAUAACGGAGUUAGGGUCCCGGAAAUUGUUCGCACCGGGGUUCAAUUCAAUGCCGACAGUCUGCCCUUUGAAGAUAGUAAAGCGGAAGAGAUUGAUUACGACAGCAAUGGGAGCCAUCAAUUCUUCGUUAAGGGGCUGGAGCUCGGCCGCCGAGAUGCGGCGGCGCUCUUCUACCUAGUAAGUUUCUUGUCUGCGGCUUAUGGAUGGGUGAUCCUCGGGUUCACGGCAAUGUAUUCCUGGAUGUUAGGGAUUGUGUUCGUUGCCGUGGUGAAUGAUCUGUUGGAGAGGUUCAGUUCAUUUGUCGGUAUCGUGUGGGAUGGGUCGAGAUUAGGGCUCAAGAGACUUACAGGCUUCAUUCUUAUGAGAUGGGCAGUGAGGGAUGCGUUGACUCAACUUGUGGGAUUGUGCUACUUUGGAGAAAUUGAGGAUCAGUACUCGUUUUUCAAGCUGUUUGUGAGGCUAAAGCUGAUGCCUUUCUCUGUUAUGUCUCCGUGGAUUGGUGGAUACGAGAAGGAGAUAUCAGGCUUCUUGUUUACUUGGUUUCUGUUGGAUACCUUGGUGGGGUUAGUAUUUGCUGUGGAUGCUUGGGUUACAAUUGUUGAUUCCAGGAGGACUGGUAGGGAGAUAGUAAAGGAAGGUUGUUACUUGAUAUCAACAAUGUUUCACCAAGCUGUUCAGUUGAAGUGUAUGGAAGCUAUACUCUGUGGAUCUGCAACUAGAUGGGUCUUAUCCCGGGUAUUGGGGAAGUACUUGGCUGCAAUACUUCAAUCGGUUGUGGAGGUUUACUUCAUGGUGGCCUGGCUGAUAUUUUACUUUGCAGCAAGGUGCAAGGAAGCUCACUCUGAAGGAAGAAGGUUUGGGAGGAGAGAAUUGGAAGGGCUAAUUGAUGGCCUGAGAUGA